ACUUGCUCUAAGCACCUGCAGCAUGUGCUACCUGAGCCACAGAGUACACGAAGCUCCCCAGAGGAUAACCCUAUGGGUGCAGCCACAUGCUGACAAAAGCGUGCACCAACCGAGGUCCAGGGUGCAGCUUCAGCACCCGAACGAGCCGGCUGAGGGGCAGCAGGGGCACAGUCGUGCCUCCGUCACGGGGUGGCCACAUCCUCCUCUCCACUGGAAAGGGCACCGCCACCAACUGACCUACAGCCAGCUGUCCCCUUGCCCAGCGCAGGGCCCUGGUUGCGGCCCUUCCUUUGCCCUGGGGAGCCCUCGGCCCUGGCAUCACAGCAGGGCCACGCAGCGUGUGGUGAGAGGUCCGGCUGUCCCGUGCCACGCUGCAAAGAGUUAAGCCCUCGCUCUGUUGAUAUUUCCAAGCAGCUCCAAAAGUCGGCCCAGACGGGGAGAGCCCUGAUUGGCUGCGUACCGGCCGGUAGUAAUUAGUAUCAGAUAUCAAACUUCUGUCUUUGCUAAGACCCUUUCCGAUAGUCGCUGCUCCCUGCUAGACGAUGACAUCAGCCAGGACACCCAGCUGCUGGUAGUAAACCCCGCGCGGGAGGAGGCUCCCGCUGGCGAAAAGUUAAUUAGUUCAACACAGCACAAGGGGAGCAGUUGGUUUCUGUGAAGGGUCAGUGCUGGAUGGGACCAAAUCUUUCAAAGCCACUUGCUGCUUCUUGCCAGCCAGCUGUAAAAGCACCAAAGAGUCCAGGAGAGCUGGAUGAAUCCUGAGCACUAGCCGUGGUCAGCUUUUCUCUUUGGAGGAAGUUAAUGGUUUAAGUGAGGGGCGUCUGGAUCUGGUCCCCGAGUCACCAUGACACUCCUGGGGUCUGAGCACUCCUUGCUGAUUCGGAGCAAGUUCAGAUCAGUUUUGCAGCUACGGCUUCAGCAGAGAAGGACUCGUGAGCAGCUGGCAGACCAAGGCAUCAUGCCACCACUGAAAAGCCCAUCUGCAUUCCAUGAACAACGAAAAAGUCUGGAGCGAGCCAAGACUGAAGAUUAUCUCAAGCACAAGAUCAGAAGCAGGCCUGAGAGAUCAGACCUGGUCAACAUGCACAUUUUACAAGACUCAGCUGCAGAGGGGUCCAUUCAGUCUACUCAAAUGAAGCUGAAAAGAGCCCGACUGGCAGAUGAUCUCAAUGAAAAGAUUGCUCUCAGGCCGGGUCCUUUGGAGCUGGUGGAGAAGAAUAUUAUUCCUGUCGACUCAGCUGUGAAAGAGGCCAUAAAAGGUACGCAGGUGAACUUCUCCAAGCCACCCGACGCGUUCGCCUUUGAGGAGGACAGCAGCAAUGACGGCCUGUCGCCGGAGCAGGCCAGGAGCGAGGACUCCCAGGGCUCCACGGAGUCGUCGGCGGGCACCAAAGCCUCGGAGCCGGCCCCGCCGGCGCCCUCGGGGACGCCCCAGGAUCACCCCCACGGCACUGAGGGCAAUGCAGCGGAGCUGGCCUCGGGGCAGAGCAGCCAGUGCGACAGCCCCAAGCAAGCACCAGGACAGGACAGCCCACCCCUCCCGGUGCCCUCUGUGGUGAAGUCAAAAUCAUCCAGUGAUAGCAAGAACCGUCACAAAAAGCCCAAGGACACCAAGCCCAAGGUGAAGAAACUGAAAUAUCAUCAGUACAUCCCUCCAGACCAGAAAGCAGAAAAGUCCCCUCCGCCCAUGGAUUCUGCAUAUGCCAGACUCCUCCAGCAGCAGCAGCUCUUUCUGCAGCUCCAGAUCCUCAGUCAGCAGCAACAGCAGCAACAGCAGCAGCAGCAGCAGCAACAGCAACACUUCAGCUACCCAGGGAUGCACCAAGGCCAGAUAAAGCAAUCAAAUGAGCAAAUGGUCAAAAGUUCAAAUUCUUCAUCAACUUCUGUCAACAACACCCCUCUUUCUCCUGUGAAAACCACCUUUUCGGGCCAGACUUGUGUCUCAUCUAUCAAGCCAGGCCCUCUGCCAUCUAACCUGGAUGAUCUGAAAGUGUCAGAACUGAGACAGCAGCUUCGAAUAAGAGGCCUUCCUGUAUCCGGUACCAAAACAGCGCUGAUGGAACGGCUGCGGCCCUUCCAGGAGUGCAGCAGCAAUGCAGUGCCAAACUUCAGUGAGAUCACAACUGUAACCUUUCCAGUCACUCCAACAAGCACGUUGUCAAGUUACCAGUCGCAGUCCUCCACCAGCAUGUUAUCAAACGGCUUCUACCACUUUGGCAGCACCAGCUCCACCCCACCCAUCUCUCCAGCCUCCUCCGACCUCUCUGUGAGUGGCUCUUUGCCAGACACAUUCAAUGAUGGGCCCAUGUCUUCUCCACAGUUCGGUCUUCAACCAUCUCCAGUUCAUGGUAGUGCUGAAGAAAGCCUCAUGAGCAGCAUGAAUGGAGGGAGCAUCCAGCUGGAGCUGGAAGGGAUUGACACAGAGAAAGACAAAAUGCUGGUGGAGAAGCAGAAGGUCAUCAAUGAAUUGACAUGGAAGCUGCAACAAGAGCAGAGGCAGGUGGAAGAGCUACGGAUGCAGCUCCAGAAGCGAAAGAGAAGCAAUGGCCUUGAGGAAAAACAACAGCCCACUCAGCAUUUCUUUGGUGUCCCCAUCAAGCAAGAAAAUGCAGUGUCCAGCUGCCCAUUUGCAUCCAAACAAACUGCCUUAAAAGGCCAAGCCAGCAGCUCAGAUAAGUUAAGUAACUGUGGUGUGCCACAGCUGUCUCACAUUGUAAAUAGCCACUGCCUGGAGCCUGCAGGGCAAAGCACCAUCACCUCCUCAACAUUCCUGAGCCCGCAGUGUUCCCCCCAGCACUCUCCUCUCGGGGCUGCAAAGAGCCCGCAGCACAUCAGCCUGCCGCCGUCCCCUAAUAGCCACUAUCUCCUGUCGGUGUCCCCCGGCUCACAGGCAGAAGGGCGCAGCGGGUCCCCACAGACCAACAGUUGCCUUCGCACAGCAUCGAUGGCUACGCAGGCAGGUCAAAAGUUUUCUAUUCCAUCCCCAAGUUUUUGUAAUUCAAGCCCAGUCCUCUCAGAGGUAAAGCAGCCUCCACCCUAUGAGGAUGCAGUAAAGCAGCAGAUGACUCGAAGUCAGCAGAUGGACGAACUCCUGGACGUGCUGAUUGAGAGCGGAGAAAUGCCAGCCAAUGCCAAGGAAGACCGGUCCUGCCUGCAGAAAGUACCUCACAUAACAGUGUCUACAGGGAACUCCAGCACUUCUCUCCCAAAGUCAUCUGCCGCAUUCGAACAGGUCUCCUCCACCCAGCUCCCGUUCGAGCACUGUCCAGGCGGUGGUGACACUCACCUCGAGGUCCUGCUGAAUGCUCACAGCCCACUGGGGAGAGUCAGUGAAAUUGCCCUACUGAAGAUGGGAGGAGAAGAGUCCCACUUCGAAGGGAUGAUAGAGGGGUUCUCCAGCAAAGCUGCAGAUGAACUGCUCACCUCCCCGGAGAUUUUACAGACUCCCCUUUCACCAAUGGAAACACAGCUCUCCCCUUCCCCUGCUGAUGGCUCUGGUUUACAAAUGAGUUUCACUGAAUCUCCAUGGGAAACGAUGGAGUGGCUGGACCUCACCCCCCCCAGCUCUGCCACCGGCUUUGGCUCGCUCACCUCUGCGGGCCCCAGCAUCUUCAACAUUGAUUUCCUAGAUGUUACUGAUCUCAAUCUGAACACCAGCAUGGACCUUCACCUGCAGCAGUGGUGAACAGGAGGGCGGCGGAGGCAGGAUACUAUAAGCCUGCAGCAGCCAGCGCAGUGUUUCCGUCAUGCCGGAGAACACAUAGGGCUAACAUGCCAGAAUCAGGGGAAACUGGAGCCAUUUUCCCAGUGAAUAAACUUGUUUGAAUUUCCUGUUACUGCAAAGUGACAGCUCAACAGCUCUGGUACUUUGGUUUUCCUCCAUUGACACAUCCCCACAAAGGAUACCUUUAUCAACACUCCUUUAGAUUGACAGUUGUCUAGAACUUCGAUUUUGUUCCUCUUACCUUUUUCUCCCCAGUUUUAGCAGUCACUCCCAUGAGAACUGGAGCAGCUCAUGACAAAACUGUGUGGUGAGGACACCUCAGCUGGGAAGCAACAGGGAAUCAUCCAGAGGUUGCUGCCCCCUUCCCUUUUGCCUGUCCAGCUAUUUAGGCCAUUGUGCAUGGCUCACCUUAGCCAUGCCAGGUCAGGAGGAUUGGGAGCAGGGAGGUCCAAGGGCUCUGCCCAGCCAGGGCAACAAACACACUUCUCUGUACAGCCAGACUUGCCUUACAUCCUUCCUUCUGUCCCCAAAGCCAUGUUCCCACAGUCCCUGCACAGCUGUGCUCCAGGUGAGUGAGAGAUGGAGCCGAUGUUCAUGGUGGUACUUUGGGAUGUUCUCAGGCUGCCUGUGGGGCUGAAAGCCAAAGAGCUGUCCUGGCUGCAGUCUGAACUGAAUCAGGCUGAAGCCUGUGACCUUGAAGCAGAGAGGUCUGGAUGCUGGAGGCAGCUGCUCAGGCCUCAGGUGCAGGUAUUGAAGGGCUGUGGCAUUCUGGUGCAGCUGGCGUGUCCCAGCUAGUGUGGUAUAGAUGAAGUGUUAAUAUGUUCUGAUCCAAGGUAGGAGCAAGUCAUAUGGAAAAUACAGCAAAGCUUUGCAGGGGCUGUCCUCUGCACAGCCAAAAAUCGGGGUGGAUCUCCACUGCCCUGCAUGACCUGGGAGCAGGGGCAGCCAGGAGCAGCCAUUCAGCCACCUGGUGUGGGACAGGGCUGAGCAGGCCCUUGUGUGCCUGUGGUUUUGUGUGAGCACCUGCUUUGCUGUCUCCACUCCUCCGCCAUCCAGAAGGCUUCCUUUUUCUCAUUCUUCCUCGAUCCCCAGCAGUGAUCCUCCUUUCCCAAGUUUACUCCGGCAUCACUGUUCACCCAGCUCAGAGCAAAGCCAUCUGGAGAACAGCUGUGAAUCACUGAGCCUAGAGGAGCUUGUUCUUGUGAAGCCAGCGAAGAUGGAUGCUCUCCUGCAGUAAUGCCUCCAGUUUGAAGUCACCAGCGUUUCUCCUGCAAGUCUCUGUGCAAUAUACUUCCUCGGGCUCUAAUGAGGAGGAGCCUUUGCUUCACUUCUUGGCUUCCACCAAAGAACUUACUGCAGACUCUUUGACGGACACAUCUACUUCUUUGCAAUUCUGGUUUUGCCAAAGUAAAUAUUGUUGCUGACAAAGAUUGUUAAACUAUUUACAGACUGUGUGUAUUUAAUAUUCGUGUUACUGGAAAGACAUCACAUUGGAGAUGCGGCAGCUGGGGAGGAGGCCCAGUGCGAGGGGCACCACGGGCAGCCUGGCCACGGCUUCUGCGGGGCACCCGCACCCAAGGCUGCCGGAGCUGCCAGAGGAGGCUCUGUGGCCACUGCUGUGUCUCAGCUUAUGGCGUUGUUGCAUGCUGUAUAAAGAACAUGGCAGUAGCUUUUAAGUCACUAUUUAAAGCACCACUUUUCUAUUGUACAAAUGGUCACAAUGCACUGCUAGGAUAGACGAUCACAGGUUGCAUUUUUUUAAAAAAAAAUCUUUUUCUAAGUGAGAGAUUUUUAGAAGCCGUUCCAUGAAGAAUAUUAAUAGCACUUGAAUCAGAGUAGUGUUAGCUGCUACACUGCGUCAUUGUACAGGGCUUUCCAGACAACUUUCUCCUCUCAACAAAUGUAUUUCCUUAUUUAAAGGGAUGCUGUCAGCUUCAAAGUUGUAAGCAAGCACAUUUCCUUACCUAUGUUACCAGCAACACCUUCAUUAUUAAAAACCCCUUUGUCUUGCCACUA
Cygnus olor (mute swan) is the source of this 5740-nucleotide messenger RNA. It is a transcript of the gene MYOCD, whose product is annotated as myocardin. The coding region runs from base 845 to 3685 and encodes 946 amino acids. NCBI's taxonomy places the organism in Eukaryota, Metazoa, Chordata, Aves, Anseriformes, Anatidae. The record is from RefSeq and is a predicted model, not a curated record. The transcript is spliced from 13 exons. Gene Ontology annotation, biological process: smooth muscle cell differentiation; cardiac muscle cell differentiation.